AUGAAUGAUGGAGGUAACUAUUUGUCGUACGUAGUUUGUAAGAGAGAAGAACCAAACAAACUCUGCGAUUGUAAACUUGCUGAAUUCCAACAACAAGAUUAUACCGAGGCAAUAUCACCACAGGAUCCAAGAUUAGAUAUUCAUUACUUUAAUUAUUAUUAUUCACAGAGACCACUUGAUCCUCGUUUGCCACCACCACUCAUUUCACCGUACCAAGCUGCGCUAUAUAACAAGAAGCAACAACAAUUCCAACAAUAUCAGCACCAGGAUAUCAAUGCUUAUGAGCAAGACCAACAAAAUCAGUUGCCUCUUCCUCCUCACCAACAGCAACAGCAACAACAACAACCACACUACUAUCAACCAACUCCACAACAACAACAAAGAGGUGGAGGAAUAGUAGAACGUGAUCAUCAACAACGUGAUCAACAUCCACGUGAGCAACGAGAACACCAACAACAACAACAACAACAUUCACGUGAUCAACGAGAGCACCAACAACAUCCACGUGAUCAACAACAAAGAGAACCUCAAAGAGAUCAACAUAUCCAACAACCACAACCACAUUAUCAUUCAGAUGUCCAUGAAAAAGAGAUUGCAAUCAAAAAACCUCAUCCUUCACAUGCUAUUGGACCAGCAAGCAUUCUCAGACAACAAAGUCCCGACAUUGUCUUGAAUAAUCAUAAUGGUGGUGGUUCUCAAGGUUCCAGUUCGGGAGGUUCACAAGGAGGUGACUCUGUCUCACUCGACUCUGCUGGAGGUGCCAAGCCAAAGUCUUUGGUCGAUAUGAUCCAACAGGAUUUCCCACGUACCCCUUCACCAGUCUACCAAAAGGCUGCCCUGGUCGACCCCAAGUCCCACCAACGUCGUCGUUCUCAAGCCAACCUCGACGAACCCCCCACUUCGACAUCGGCUUCUUCAUCGCCACAACAAUCCUCGUUGCUACAACAACAACAAAAAGGUUCGUUUAGUCAAAUCAACGAUCCCAUCAUCGAAAGUCAAUUGGAUUUAAAUGGUAAUACUUAUAGAGAUUAUGAAAAUGAAUAUGAACAUGAGGAUGCAAAUUAUGCUUCUUAUGGAUAUUCUAAUAAUAAUAACAUGUCGACUGGAGUAUUGGUGCCACACAUGUAUCCACCACAAAUGGUUCAACAACAAAAUGGUGGAGGUCAACAAGGUGGAGGAGUUCAGAGUCAUAUGGGAGGAGGUUAUGGUAAACAAGAUAAUAGACGUCAUCAUCAACAACAACAACAACAAUCUCAUAUGAAUAAUAAUAAUAAUAUUAAUAAUAUUAAUAAUAAUAAUAAUAAUAUGAUGACGCAUCAAAAGGUGGAGGAAUGA
Molecule: messenger RNA, 1335 nt
Organism: Cavenderia fasciculata
Lineage: Eukaryota; Evosea; Eumycetozoa; Acytosteliales; Cavenderiaceae
Exons: 4
Coding region: 1-1335 (444 amino acids)
Source: RefSeq, a predicted model, not a curated record